Molecule: messenger RNA, 1630 nt
Organism: Diabrotica virgifera virgifera (western corn rootworm)
Lineage: Eukaryota; Metazoa; Arthropoda; Insecta; Coleoptera; Chrysomelidae
Product: facilitated trehalose transporter Tret1-like
Exons: 2
Coding region: 122-1540 (472 amino acids)
Biological process (GO): transmembrane transport
Cellular component (GO): membrane
Molecular function (GO): transmembrane transporter activity
Source: RefSeq, a predicted model, not a curated record
UAACUAAUUCAUUUUAGGACAUUAAAUACAUUAGCAGUGGCAAUACACGUACCGACAAUUUACAAGGUGUAUAUAUAAUAAUGACUGCAAAUGACCAAUCACCCAAUGACUACAUAACGUCAUGCCCAAUAUGGAAUCUACUUCCGUAUCAAAAGAAAUUCAGAAAUCUUCAUGGAUGUUUUACGUUUCAGCAUUCACAGCGGAUUUGCUGCUUUUAAGCGUGGGAAGCUUAAAUGUUUUUCCAUCGGUGGUUUUUCCCAUACUAAAAAACAACAACACAGACAUAAACCCAUUUGGAGAACCAAUGAAACCCAUUGAAGAGUCUACAAUAAUGGCGUUGUCAGGUAUAGCUGCACUGAUAAGUUUUCUAUUAAUGGCAAAAAUAUCAGAAAAAAUUGGUAGAAAAUGGAGUAUGGUAGGCCUCGGUAUAUCAUUUGUUGGGUCUUUUACAGUCGUAGCCUUUGGAAGGCACGUAUAUAUUUACAUGUUAGCUUAUUUCUUAAACGGCUUCAUUUCAGCUGGUAUUAUAAUAAAUGUCUCAAUAUACAACAGCGAAAUUUCUAACGAAGACAACAGAGCUUGGAUUGGUUGCAUAGUAGGUUUGUCGAUGCCAGCAGGAAUCCUUUAUGGCUAUAUUUUCGGUGCAAUUAUCCAUGAUAAUAUCACACUGAUUAUUUUAAUAUGCGCGUUGCCCUGUGUUUUACAUGUAUUGUUAUCCUAUUUUAUUAUAGAAUCUCCAACCUAUUUAACCUCGAAAAGACGAAAAGUAGAAGCAUUAGACGCUUUAAGCAGAUUAAGAAGAUAUCAAUACUACAGUGAUAUUGAAAAGGAAUAUCAGUCAAUAGAGGAUUUCAGCUUUACCGGUAAUGACAAGCAAAAAGCGACAAUAUUUAGCUUAUUUAAACGGCGUGUUUCAAGGAAAGCUUUACUAAUUGGAAUGUUGCUAUUUGCUGCACAACAAUUAUCUGGAAGUCCAAUUAUUACUGCAUAUUUAGUCACAAUUUUUAACGAUGCCGGUACGCUGUUAUCUGGAAACACCGUCAGUAUUAUAUACGGAUCACUACAACUCGGUGUGUGUAUACUAGCUACAUUUAUGGUAAACUGGUUUGGAAGAAAACCGCUAAUCUUGAUUUCCACACUAGGAUGUGCCAUUUCAAUGAUGUGCUUAGGUGUUUAUUUUUAUAUAAAAGACAACAACAUCGCACCUAUUGAAGAUAUACGUUUGCUACCCAUUGCGUGUCUCGUUUUGUUCGUCAUAUCAUAUGGUAUUGCUUUGGCACCAAUUCCCAUGGUUUUAAUAGGAGAAUUAUUUCGUAAUGAACAGAGAGCCAUGGGAGUGGCUAUUAUUACUAUUGUUUUUUGUUUAGUGUCUACUGGUAAUUCUUUUACUUAUCCGCAAUUGAAGGUCCUUGCUGGAGAAUAUCUAAUGCUGGUUCUAUAUGGAUUAAUAUCAUUUGUAGCAUUAUUUUUAUUAUUUAAAUAUCUACCAGAAACGAAGGGGAAAACUUUUGUAGAAAUUCAAGAAAUUCUUAGUAAAUAAAUUUUACUUGUGAUGCAAUUUCCUAACAUUUUAUACAAAAUAAUUUUUUAUUGAGAAUAUAUAAGGUAUAUUAUAUUAAAAUACUUAUAA